AUGAUACCGUCGGCACCGUCGAGGGAGGUGUCAGUCAGCGUUGCCAACGUUAUAACAAAGCAGCCGUCCAACCCAGGUCAUAUUGAAGCAGUUCAUUCGGCUACCAUCCUCAUCGUCGUGUAUCAAAAUAACAACAACUGCAAUUUGGAGCCUUCAAACGUCGGACCGAAACUUCGAGAGUGGACGACAGAGGCUGGAGACCCCAACCUUCCUUCUCUUGAGCAACGUUUCCGACGUUCGCAUUCAGUGAUAGUCUCAUGUCGCUGGUUUAGGAAUACGGCACGAAUAUUAGCUGCUGAAAGGAAAGAUUGGAUAAAUUAG
Messenger RNA from Marasmius oreades (fairy-ring Marasmius), 321 nucleotides. RefSeq lists its product as uncharacterized. The record is from RefSeq and is a predicted model, not a curated record. Bases 1 to 321 code for a protein of 106 amino acids. NCBI's taxonomy places the organism in Eukaryota, Fungi, Basidiomycota, Agaricomycetes, Agaricales, Marasmiaceae. The transcript has a single exon.